AUGGUAAAUCUUAACAUACCAGGUAACGCGUUUAGAUUAAAUCCAAGCAGUGAGAGGUUGGAAUCGAGACUGUAUGAGCUUGGAAACUUGGCAGAGGCUAAGAGAAAGCUCUUAAAUAAGAAGGGCAGUCCAAAACAGAGGAAAGCAUUCCUUGCCUCCUACAAAAAGAUAAGUGUUUUAGCUGGUGAAGUCAUAAGAGUCGAUGAAUGGAGAACAAAGAUUUUUAAUCUUGAAGAAAAGCUGGGUCUUGCAAAGGAAGAAAUAAACCACUGGAGGGAAAAAUUUCAUGAUCUAGAGAAGGAAAAGGAAAAGUUAUUUGAGGAAAUGCUGAGUGAGAAAAAUCUGAAUCUUUCAUGCAAAGAGGAAAGUGAGUUAAUGAAGAAGUAUGUUAGACAGUUGGAAAAUGACCAAUUUAAAAAGGUGAGGGGCACACCAAUUCCAGAUAUUAAGACAUCUCAAGCCAGGAACAGGAAGAUCAAAGAACUGAAAACUAGAGCACAGAAAGCUCUACUUUUUUGUUCUUUGUUUGGACUAGAAUUGGACCUUUUGAAGUUAAAGGAUCCAGAGGGGCUAAAAACAUACGCUAUAAACCUAUCGUCUCCCACUAGUCUUCCAUUGCCCACCUCAAUAGAUGGCUCGCAAUCACAAUCCACAGAUCAGGCAUCCAAUCAAAAAGAAACACAAUAUUCCAGACUCAGUGAGGAUGACAAAGCCAGAGUUGAGAGUAUACUCUACCUCAUUGACAAAUUUGGGGUUGGAGAUGAAUUCAUUCAUGAGCUGUCAAUGACUGUUGAAGGAUUACCCAAGUCAUAUCUCUUUAAACAAUGUAGGAAUGCAUUGAAUGAGAGUUGUUACAUCAAGUCCACCCCAGGCAAGGCCCCAGCGGCCCAGCACUCUUUUACAAAGCUAUUGGCUGAUCAAAUUCAAAACAUGGUAGGUGAAAAAGUUAAAGUGAAACUUAGUGGUGAUGGGGCACGUUUGAGCAGAGUCAGUAACUUCAUACUUUGCACUCUGUCAAUCCUUCAGAGCAAAGAGGACCUGCUUUCAUCAAAAGGUACACACACUAUUGCUGUUGUCAGUGGCCCUGAAAAUCAUGAAACUUUGGCUGAAAGCUUCAAAGAGGUGUUCAGUGAAGUCAAUGAAAUUCAAGACAGGGGCCACAUAAUUGUUGAUGGCAAGCAAGUUGAGAUUGAGCUGUUUCUUGGUGGUGAUUACAAGUUCCUUUUGCUGGUUAUGGGCAUAAGUGCAGCAAAUUCAACUUAUGCCUGCUUAUGGUGCAAAGUUCACAAGAAAGACAGAGGUGAUAUGAGCAAGCCUGAUAAUUUCUAUGAUAAGGAUCCUAUUCGAAGAACUUUGCAAGAAAUAAAACAAUUUGCCACCAAGUCUAAAGGAGAGAACUAUUGCUGUGUCCACCAGCCUUUACUUAACAUCCCACUAGAUCACAUCAUUCUAGAUGAGCUCCAUCUAAUGCUCCGUGUUACUGAUGUGCUGAUAAGCAACCUUAUUGAAGAUGUAAUGCAAUGGGAUGAAAAAGAUAACUUUUUGUCAGAGAAGAAAUCCACAAGCUCAGAACAGAAACACCUGGAUAAUUUAAUCCAGGGUAUUAGGAGUUGUGGGGUUUCCUUCUCUGUUUGGGAGAAGAGAAAUGCAGAUGGGAAGGGAUCAGGAACUUGGGAUUGGACCAGCCUUAUGGGAGAUGAUAGGAAAAUUCUCUUAAAGGAGCUUCCAGGAAAGAUGGAAUCACUGAUCCAGCAGGAUACAGCAAGAACUGUUGUGGAGUUGUGGAAGGGAUUUGCUGAAAUGUACUUCAAGUUCAUUUCAUCAUUUGAACCUACAGACAUUGAUGAGUAUCACCAAAAGAUCAAGACCUGGAUUGACACCUUUGCUAACUUGGGGCACAAGAGAGUUGGUUACACAAGAGAACGAGUCACUUGCUACCUGCAUUCUGCUGCAUAUCACAUUCCCAAUAUGGUGAAGAAAUAUGAAAACCUGAAGCAGUUCAGUGGUCAAGGAGUAGAGAAAAAUAAUGACGAUGCUAGGAGAAUCAUUCAAAGAAAAACCAAUCACACAGAUGACCCUGCUGACAUCUUGCGAGCUGAGCACCGCAUUCGGUUGCUAAAGCAUAGGGGAAGGAAGUCUCGUAAAUACUUAAAGAAGGCCACUGAGUACUGGGAGAAUACUAUCAAAGAAAAGCGACGCAAUAGUAAACGUCUUAGCUUUGAGAAACCCCUCAGCAAUGAGGUGACAGAAAAUGUGCCUGUAACACUGGGACCUCCCACUAAUCUUACACCAAGAACUAGAAAAAGGAAAAGGUCCACUAAUAAAUCAAAAUCUGAUUUGAAAAGCAAACAAGUAAAAAAGUAA
Messenger RNA from Stylophora pistillata, 2364 nucleotides. RefSeq lists its product as uncharacterized. Lineage: Eukaryota; Metazoa; Cnidaria; Anthozoa; Scleractinia; Pocilloporidae. The record is from RefSeq and is a predicted model, not a curated record.